UUUUGGAAAUUAGACAACAAUGGCAGUCUGACUGAAUAGCUAAAUAGGCUAUUAUAAGAGUGAACGACGAGUCAUUGCAUCUGCAGACGAGUAAACAAUAGGAAGGAAGGAACAGGGAAGGUCAAACAACAACCAAUUAAUGGCUACAUUUCACCGUAGUUUAGAGAUUAGACCCAUUAAGACUGUGAAAGAUGAUGAAAUAUACACAUCCUGUAUUAAUUAACGUUGGCAAUAAAUGUCUCCCAAAUAGAUGGAUACGUUCAAAAUGGUUCUGGCAGGAGGAUAGCAAUAAACAUCCAUCAGUGCAGAUUCGGGUUUUUGCUCUUCAGUUAAAAUCUCGGUGCGCGUAAGAGCGCGCAUGUAGGCUUUCUGCUGGAGAUGUUUUGCGAAACUUUAAGGAUGAUAUACCUUGGAUGUUUCCUGUUGCUCUGCGGGCUUACGCAUGCCAUGGCAAGUUAUCCCAUCUGGUGGUCACUAGCAGUGGGCCACCAGUACUCAUCACUGGGCACUCAACCCAUCCUCUGUGGCAGCAUCCCAGGUCUGGUGCCCAAACAGUUGCGUUUCUGCCGGAACUAUGUGGAAAUCAUGCCCAGCGUAGCGGAAGGGGUGAAGAUUGGCAUCCAGGAGUGCCAGCAUCAGUUCAGAGGCCGACGCUGGAAUUGCACCACGGUCAAUGACAAUCUGGCCAUUUUUGGGCCGGUGUUAGAUAAAGCCACUCGCGAGUCAGCAUUUGUCCAUGCUAUUGCCUCGGCGGGAGUGGCAUUUGCGGUGACCCGUGCCUGCGCCGAGGGUUCAGCAACCAUCUGUGGAUGUGACACACGCCAUAAGGGCCCCCCCGGUGAGGGAUGGAAGUGGGGUGGCUGCAGUGAGGAUGUGGAGUUUGGGAGCAUGGUGUCCCGGGAGUUUGCUGAUGCGAGGGAGAAUCGACCUGAUGCACGCUCAGCCAUGAACCGCCAUAAUAAUGAGGCAGGCAGAAUGUCCCUCAACGACAACAUGUUCCUGAAGUGUAAGUGCCAUGGGCUCUCGGGCAGCUGCGAGGUCAAGACGUGCUGGUGGUCUCAGCCUGACUUCCGAGUUAUCGGUGACUACAUGAAGGAUAAGUAUGACAGCGCAUCUGAGAUGGUGGUGGAGAAGCAUAAAGAAUCUCGCGGAUGGGUGGAGACCCUGAGACCCAAGUACAACUACUUCAAACCCCCCACCGAGCGCGACCUGGUUUAUUAUGAAAGCUCACCCAAUUUCUGUGACCCUAAUCCCGAGACCGGCUCAUUUGGCACCCGUGAUCGUAUCUGCAACCUGACGUCCCAUGGCAUAGAUGGAUGCGACCUCCUCUGCUGCGGCAGAGGUCACAACACCCGGACUGAAAGGAGAAAGGAGAAAUGCCACUGUAUUUUCCACUGGUGCUGCUACGUCAGCUGUCAGGAGUGUGUGAGAGUCUAUGACGUGCACACCUGCAAAUAACGACGCCAGGUUCUUGCCUUUCUCACCAAAAUUUAAAGACCAGUAGGCACAAGAACAAAUACAGGAACUACAACUACAAGACAUGAGACUGUGAACUUGUCUGACCUGUCCCACUGACUCCAGCGGCGGACACAACAGCCUUGUGUUUUGUGCUGUGAUGCUAAAAAGAGCCAGUCUCUGCCUUAAUCAACUGGAACAGUUGAGUAGAUGUUGACAUCAGAAAGCAUCACCCAUAUGAACCGUGACGGUGGUGAUGAGGACAACAAUGUUGAUGUCUAUAGUGAUGAUGAAAGAGUUUUCAUGUACUGACACCAGAAAGGAGAACUGUUGGCUAAUCGACAAACACCAUAUUGGUGAUUUUUUUCUGUCUUCCAAGUAGUUACUUUUGUUGAGAAUAGUACAGCACUGCCAAUGCUUUCAAGUCUAUGGGGCAAACAAUGAAAAUGUCACAUAUUCUUUCAUGUUUAAUAACUUAUUCCAUCACAAAUUUGUUUUGCCACAAUAAGUGACAACAUUUAUGAGAAAUUUACAGGAUCAGACACUCAACAGCAUGCAUUCUCCUCCUCAACAUUAUUAGUAUGUAUGUGUAUAUCUGAAAACUAACAUUAUCAUAGUGUGAAUGAGUAUUUGUUUAAUAGUGUUAAUAUGUUACUGAUGUUUGGGUAAGAAUGCACUUGCACCUGAGUGAAUGUAGUUAUUACGCUGUAAUGUGUUUACAUAUUCUCAAAAUUCUUAAGCUAACAAGUUAAUAUCUGCUUUAAACGACUAAUUUUAUCUGAGAGUAGACAUGAGCCACAUCCACCCAACAUCUGCCAAACAAGAAUAUACACAGUGUGCACAUUUCCUGAAACACCUGAAAACACUGGAAGCUUUUUGUUAAGAGUGACAACGCUUUGAACAACACAGAGAGUUAUAACCAAAGACACGAAAAAGAAAACCCAAUCCAAGUCUGCGGUGGUCAGAGAGCUGCCAAUGAAUCUUAAAGGUCAGCACUUGUGUCCCGUUGAGAAAUAUGAAGCAUGUUCUCCUUGUUUUUAUCAGUAUUAGCAAUGUGUCAUGUGACUGGGUGUGGGGAAAAACUGUUAUUUAUAAAAAGGGAUAUUCCCACUAUCUUUGUUUCUUUUAUACACAUAUAUUAUUCUUUUGUUUCGAUAUUUGACCAAGUAGAAGUAAAUUCUGUAUUCCCUGGGGAAAAAAACACAAAAGGCAAACAAACUGCAAACUAAGCUGUAUCAUAUAAGCUCUGUGUAAUGCAGAAUAAUUUGCAGCUGUAGUAAAAAAGAUGACCAAAACCUGUGCAUGUGAUGAUUCUCAGCUGUGGCUUCUUGUUCCCCAAAACUAAACAACAAGCAGCAUCACUGAAACUAUCAAUACUUCCCUUACUUUAAUGCUGCUAAGUAAAGAUAAUAUGUGUCUGUGUGUCUUUGUUUAAGUCCUUACAUUCUUUAUGUCUUUGUCUAUCUGUGUUAUAUGUAUAUUCUUUGCAUGUGUUGAUUCUUUCUGUGAAAGAAAUCUAUUAUAUAUAGUUUGGAGGAAAAAAAUGUGAAGUUUUGACUAAUUCUUGCAUACAGUAAUUUCCAUUUUAACCAAAUAGACCAAAAUAGAGUUUGAUAUGUUAUUUUAGUUUCCUUGUAGUCAUGCUAAACAUCAGGGCAAAAACAAUUCACGUUACUCUCCCUUAAUUCAAGAAGAUGAGACACAACCAGUAUUUAUUUAUUUGGAAAGUGAAAAACUACUGAAAACUGAGACAAGAUGUCGUAAAAAAACUAACAAAAUGUUUAAAAUCGCUGAUGAAUUAUUGUUUACAGCCAAUGUAAUGCUACGUCUCAGGCAUGUAUAGUUCAAAUAAAUCACCCACCCAUGAUUACUUUUCAUCAUGACUGAAAAUAUUAAUGAGCAGCCAUAACCAGUUUCACAUUUUAAGUCAUCUUUAAUAAAGUACACAGCAACCAUUAUCAGUACAAGAUCUGUUAUCUUGUAUUCAUUACCGUACACUUUAUCUGUGAUUGAUUGCUUGUGUGGACAAUUUGCUUAUGUUCUAAUUCUUUCUUUAAAUCCAAAGUUUUGUACAGACUAGUUUUUUGCGUUUUUAUGGAUUUCUAAAAUUUGAUGUUUUUUAUAAUUAUUUAUUUUACGCUAUGUACAUAUUAGUAAGUAAAAGUAUAUAUUUGCAGAAAUACGUUUGUUUGUUUUUUUUUAAACAGUGUUGUGACUUGUAACACUGUAGCCUUUUUACCUCAUCUCUGUUUUUUCACUGACUGCACACAGGUAUCGUUUGUCCUACUGCCUGUAGUAGAUUUCUUAAUGUUAACUCUGUAACACCAAAAU
Thunnus maccoyii (southern bluefin tuna) is the source of this 3786-nucleotide messenger RNA. It is a transcript of the gene wnt3a, whose product is annotated as wingless-type MMTV integration site family, member 3A. The coding region runs from base 379 to 1458 and encodes 359 amino acids. Gene Ontology annotation, molecular function: cytokine activity; frizzled binding. NCBI's taxonomy places the organism in Eukaryota, Metazoa, Chordata, Actinopteri, Scombriformes, Scombridae. The record is from RefSeq and is a predicted model, not a curated record. Gene Ontology annotation, cellular component: extracellular region. The transcript has 5 exons. Gene Ontology annotation, biological process: cell fate commitment; canonical Wnt signaling pathway; multicellular organism development.